AUGGCUGACCUCGCUCAAGAAGAAGCUGACCGCUACUUCUCUUCCCGGGACCACACGACUUCACAUCCCGAAGACCAGGACGAUCGCUCGACAGGUUCUUCUGACCACCAAGCUGAACCGGCUUUUGACGAGGAUCGCUCAGAUCAGGGCACCGACGACGACGAUGAUUACAUGGCUACCAUGACCGCUACUAGGAGUACAUACCACAUUCCCACGCAGGCGCACUAUGCCAACACUGGGCCAAAAGGCGUCAUUGCAGACGCCCAGUCCUUUGCUCGUGCUAAACAAUCCACCUUCCGCCAACGCCUCGCCAGUUUCGCGGGCAACUUCACUUCAAACACGGAAAAGGCCGAGAAAGGGAAAGCCAGCUCAGGGUCGCCCAAAUCUACAUCCUCUGACUCCAACAAUGCCCACCUCUCGGAUGACGAAGCAGACUCGGAGUUCAUGAUGACGUGGCGAGCAAACCGCCUACAAGAGCUGGCGUCUCAAUCGCAAGCCGGCCAUGCCUCACAAAGGAGGCAAUCUCCCAGUCGACGGACUUGGGGUACCUUCGUCGAAGUCGACGCUGACGGCUACCUUGACGCCAUAGAAAAAGUGCCUGACGACACUGUUGUGGUGGUGAUGAUCUACGACCCUUCUUCGUCGACCAGUUCGGAGAUCGAAGACGAGCUCUCUAUGUUGGCAUACAAACACAACAAAACCCGCUUCGUGCGGAUGAAUUAUGAGAUUGCAGAGAUGCAGUCGAUCGAGGUUCCAGCGCUCUUGGCUUACAAGGCUGGGGAUGUCUUCGCCACAAUAUCAGGUGCACGGGCUGAGGGCUUAGAAGGUGUCUUGCUAAAGUAA
Messenger RNA from Capronia epimyces CBS 606.96, 843 nucleotides. RefSeq lists its product as uncharacterized. The transcript has a single exon. Lineage: Eukaryota; Fungi; Ascomycota; Eurotiomycetes; Chaetothyriales; Herpotrichiellaceae. The record is from RefSeq and is a predicted model, not a curated record. The coding region runs from base 1 to 843 and encodes 280 amino acids.